AACUCGAAAAUGAGUAGCCUAACCAACUUACGUCUCACCAACUGCAAUGACUUCACCGUAAACGCUCAUAGGCUCAACAACCUCAAUUCCGCUUCUCUCUCUCCUUCCCUUUCGUUUCCCGCAAGCUUCAAUUGCCGGACUCCUCUCACGACCUCGUUUUCCAUGGACGCCGCGGUUUCUUCCAAAGUCAAGGCUUCAUCCACCAUCGGUACUGUCUGUGUGUGUGCGUGUGUGCGUGUGUCUAAAUUGAGUGAAAUUGUCGGUUGAAUAUUUCGUGCGACUGAGUUCGGAUUGUGUUUCUCGCGGAAUACGUUGUGCGUUUGGUGGAUGUGGUGGUUGGAUGAUUGCAUUUUUGCAGAAAUGCGCGAGCGAUUUUUGAAGUGUGUUGCAGCUGAGCGUUUGCUUGAUUUUACGAGAUAUUUUGGUGAACGAUUACGUUAGGAUAUGAAAAAUCUACGAGCUCAUGUAAAUCGUAUAUGCUAUGUGAGUAAUUGAGGAUUGCAGUGUCAUACUGUGGAUGUUUAAGUGUGUAUUUGUGGAUAAGGCUGAAUAGUAUAAAAUUAUUUUGGAUGAUAGUUAAUUUCUAUUCAUUAAUUUGUUUGUGUAUAUAUAUAUAUAUAUUUGUUUAAUAGCUCAGCUUGGUGAAAUGUCAAACUAAUUUUGACCGUUUUUUAUGGAAUUUCUCUUGCUGCAGCAUUAACCUGAGAAGUGAUGACAUCUGCUUGACAUUAUCCGAGAGAGUUAGUUUAGUUUGAACUUUGCUCUAUCAAGGCAGUAGCAUUAUGUUCGCACACAGCUUGGACUAUGGCAAAAACUUUGCGAAGCCUGAUAAAUAUGUGUUUCUUGUAGUGGUUUCAUCAGUUUGUGUGUUUUCGCUGUUAUUGACUGGUGUGCCUAACAAUGAACUGGAAGCUUCAUCUGCUGGAGCAGUUGGUGCCAAUGACUUGCUGAUUGUUGGACCUGGAGUUUUGGGGCGUAUAAUAGCUGAAAAGUGGAGAGAGGAACAUCCAGGUUCUCAAAUCUAUGGGCAGACCCUUACGAGCAAUCAUCAUGAAGAGUUAAUAAAGAUGGGGAUCACUCCAUCUCUGAAGGAAACCAAAGUAGCUCAUAAGUUUCCCUAUGUCAUCUUCUGUGCUCCUCCAUCUAGAAAUUUAGAUUACCCUGGUGAAGUCAGAGAAGCAACCUUAAAUUGGAAUGGUGAAGGGUGCUUCCUUUUUACUUCAAGCUCGGCUCCAUACGACUGCAAUGAUAAUGGGUACUGUGAUGAGGACACUCCAGUCGUACCCAUUGGAAGGAGCCCCAGAACAGAUAAUCUACUUAAAUCAGAGAAAGUUGUGCUGGAAGCUGGUGGUUGUGUUGUUAGACUAGCUGGACUUUAUAAGGCAGAUAGAGGUGCACAUACGUACUGGUUGGAGAAAGGGACUCUUGAAGUUCGGCCAGAUCACAUCCUUAAUCUCAUACAUUAUGAGGAUGCUGCUUCACUAUCAGUCACUAUUUUAAAGAAGAAUUUCCGUGGGAGGAUUUUUCUUGGCUGUGACAAUCACCCUCUAUCCAGGCAAGAAGUAAUGGAAUUGGUAAAUAGGAGUGGAAAAUACAGUAAGAAGUUUGAGGCGUUUACAGGAACAUCAGAUCCUCUAGGUAAGAAAUUAAACAACUCUAAAACUCGUGCAGAACUAGGAUGGGAGCCAAAAUAUCCAAGCUUCGCGCAAUUCCUUGAAACGCUCUGAGUAACUCGUGCGAAACCAUUCUCAUAGAGCGAUACACAUAUUGAGCUGGUAGCGUAUACUGAUCGCUGAAUAGUAAGUACUUUACGUGAAUCAUGUUACAUCCAACUGAUAAUUUUUUGUCUCAUCUUGUGCUGGUUAUAUAACAUACUCCAUUACCGCGCAUGGAUGUUGCAUUCUUUCGGAAUUCUCAAAUUUCUGCAGCUUUAGUUUACAAAGCUUUGAUCCUAUAUUAAAAUUCCUUUCGUAAAUUUCGGAGUAUGAUUUUUCUCUUCAAUAGGUCCUCAUUUUUGCUUUUUAUAUGGACUUUGCAUUCUUUUUUCUUCUUCUUUUUCUGCCCAAAAUAUUUGGCGAUUUAUAUUUGGUGACAUUUUUUUAAAGGUUUGUGUUGAGGUAUAGGUUAGAUUUUGUGGCCUUUACUGAAUCCAUUUCCCACUUCUUGUAGGAGGGAAUAAAGUAAAUUCAUGAGUUGUGAAUUUCUGUAUUAAAAUAGACAGGUAAUGUCUUUUCUUUGAAGCUGUAUAAUUGAAACUCUGAAACAUUUAUUGACGAGAAAAUAUUAGCUAUAACAUGUCACUUGACGCAUGAUUGCCACAAAAGAAAAA
Molecule: messenger RNA, 2329 nt
Organism: Salvia miltiorrhiza (redroot sage)
Lineage: Eukaryota; Viridiplantae; Streptophyta; Magnoliopsida; Lamiales; Lamiaceae
Exons: 9
Coding region: 783-1727 (314 amino acids)
Source: RefSeq, a predicted model, not a curated record